Messenger RNA from Strongylus vulgaris, 270 nucleotides. Lineage: Eukaryota; Metazoa; Nematoda; Chromadorea; Rhabditida; Strongylidae. The record is from the annotation of a GenBank genome assembly.
UACUUCCCUCAAUACGAGGCGUAUACGGUCCCCUGCAAGGCUCAACCAUUAAAUAUCUAUAUCUACAUCGGCAAUAACAAAUAUUCUGUAAAAGCGGCAAAUUAUAAGAUUGAGAUUCCUCCUGAUGUGUGCUUAUUUGCUGUAAAUCCUGUCAUAUCUGGAGGGUUUAGCACACCUUGGAUUCUCGGCACGCCAUUUAUUCGAGAAGUCUGCCACGUUUAUGACAUAGAAAAUAAGAAAAUUGGAUUCGCGAUACCACGCUCGGAAUGA